Molecule: messenger RNA, 4419 nt
Organism: Aspergillus udagawae
Lineage: Eukaryota; Fungi; Ascomycota; Eurotiomycetes; Eurotiales; Aspergillaceae
Exons: 9
Coding region: 1-4419 (1472 amino acids)
Biological process (GO): transmembrane transport
Cellular component (GO): membrane
Molecular function (GO): ATP hydrolysis activity; ABC-type transporter activity; ATP binding
Source: RefSeq, a predicted model, not a curated record
AUGUGUUCCAUCGCCGCUGAGAAUGUCUUUGGCCCAACAGUGGCUGCAGACUGUCGAAAUGGAUUCGACUUUACUCUGUUGUUUGAGGAGGGAUUCUUUGUCAUUGCUCCUUGCAGUAUCCUUCUUUUGACUCUGCCGUUGCAGUUAUAUCGAUUAGCGACUCAACGGCCUCAGGGUUCCACCACUGGUCCUGUUCUCUACGUAAAGCUGCUAAGCCAUCUCAUUUCCACGGUCGUCAAAGUCGCGCUCCUCAUUCUUCUUGUCAUUCCCGACCUCCAUGUCCCCAAGACUCGUGCCACGAUCGCCGCCGCGGCGAUAUCUGCAGCGGCCUCUAUCUCAGCGCUUGCCCUGUCAUAUUGGCAGCAUCGUCGGUCGCCGAGGCCGUCAACUGUCUUGACGCUUUUUUUGGGCUCAUGUAUUCCCUUGGAUGCGGUUCGUGCUCGAACAAUUUGGGCAGUGCAAACCAGGACGUUCUUUAUUGUCUUUGUCGUCGGUCUGGGAUGUGAUACCGUCAAGUUCAUCUUGGAAUGCCUGGAGAAGGCAGGGCAUCAGACCCAGGAUCUGAAUCCGCUACCCAGCGAGACCACUGGCAACGUAUUCAAUCGGAGUUUCUUCUGGUGGCUCAAUCCGUUGCUGGUCCACGGCUUCAAGGAGGUCCUGGAGGUCGAGAAACUAACUACUAUCGAUGAACGUGUGACUAAUGAGACAGACGCGGAUGUAUUUGCAAGAAAAUGGGACGCUGUGGUCUUCAAAUCGUCGUCGGCGAUGAUUCUCCUGCUUCUCGUCCACCAUCGGUGGGCUAUUCUCGCCGCGGUCAUCCCUCGUCUCGCGCUGACAGGUUUCACCUUUGCCCAACCUUUCCUGUUGACUAGGAUCAUUAGCUACAUCACUGAACCCAACGGCGCGCUGACUGCUGACUACGGCACCGGUCUCAUCGCCGCCACCGUCCUCAUUUACAUCGGCCUUGCCAUCACACGAGCCAAUAAUCAACACAAGACAUACCGGCUUAUCACCAUGAUACGCAACAGCCUUGUUCCCCUGGUGUACCGGCAGACCCUGCGUCUGGAUGUUGGUUCGGUCCGCGAUUCUGCCGCACUCACCCUCAUGAGCGUCGACAUUGAGCGGAUUAGCUCUGGGCUGCGGUAUGUUCACGAAAUUUGGGGCAGUCCAAUUGACGUCGCUCUUGCACUUUGGCUGUUGCAGCGGCAGCUCGGCGUCGCUGCGGUGGCGCCGGCUGGUAUCUUUGUGGUAUGCAGUGUGUUUGGCCUCGGAGUAGCGAGCACCAUGGGAGCACGUCAGCGUCGUUGGCUCGAAGCCAUUCAAGAGAGAGUUCAAGUGACAUCGGAAAUGCUCAAGAGCAUGAAGGAGAUCAGGCUGAGCGGGUUGCAGGCUCCCAUGGCGUCGAAGCUACAAGGUCUGCGAGCCCAAGAGGUUUCAGAAUCGCGACCCUUCAAGAAGGCGUUGGUAGCUAUUGUGACGUUGUCGUUUACCACUGCUGCCUCCGGUCCCUUAUUGGCGUUCACGAUGUACACUCUUCUAGCCAUCCGAGAUGGAACCCGUGUUCUCGACUACGACAAAGCGUAUACCUCCUUGUCGCUGUUGGCCCUGCUGCAGACUCCGAUGGCGCUUAUUCUCGACGCCUUUGCCGGGGUAGUCACUGCUGUCGGAGCCUUGCAGCGCAUCGGCGAAUAUUUGUCUAAAUCUGCCGCAUGUGCCCCCGAGCAGGAUAAUAAUGCUGGAACGAGGCGGCUGUCAUCCCCGUUGCUGUCCUACCCCUCGUUCGGCGAAACGGAGAAACAGAGGGACACAGUCGUCUAUAUGCGCGAUUUUAGCGCCGGGUGGGACGAGAAGAAACCAUUUGUCAUCAAAGAUCUUAGCAUUGAGAUUCUCUCAUCGAGCAUCAACUUUGUCGUCGGACCUGUGGCGUGUGGCAAGACAACGCUGCUCCAUGCCAUUCUCGGCGAGACCGUCCACACCGAGGGCAUCCUGCAAUUGUCUCCCUCUAGAAUCAGCUUCUGCUCUCAGACGCCGUGGAUUAGCAAUGAUACAAUCCAGCACAAUAUCCUUGGGACGAACCUCUUUGUUCAAGCCUGGUACGACAAGGUGGUAGACGCGUGUGCGUUGCGAGAAGAUAUCCGGAGUUUUCCUCAUAGAGACCAAGAGGUCAUUGGCAAUAGUGGAAUGACGCUGAGUGGAGGUCAAAAGGCACGAUUGGUGAGUGGGAUGGAUAUCCAGAAGCAAAGAAGUAGAGGCUUACUCCACCAGGGAAUUGCGAGGGCUAUAUAUGCCCAGGAGAAGCUCCUCUUGCUUGACGAUGUAUUCAGUGGGUUGGAUGCAAAAACUGAAGAGCGCAUUUUCCACAACUUAUUUGGUGCCAAUGGACUGCUCAAGGAGGGAGAUACAACUGUUAUUUUGGCUACAAAUGCAGAGAUUAUUUCUGACCCGGCAGUCCAUCGGAUCGCCUAUGCGGACAAUAUCAUAGUUCUCGAUAGCAAUGGACGCCUGGCGGAUGAAGGUACCUACAAGGAGGUGAACGCGUCCGCGAGUGAGAUCACGCUCGCACCCACGGCUAGCAUAGGCGUGGAGAAGAAGGAGUCUCCUGAAGAGACAACGUUGGGACCCUCGAGGCCGCCUUCUCUGAUUGAAACUCCUCAAGGAAGCGAACGGCGGACGGGAGACAUGACUGUCUACAAGUACUAUGUCCAAGCUGUCCACCCUUGGAAUGCAGUAAUCUUUGUCAUCGCAUGUGCCAUGUUUGUUAUUGGUCUCAGCUUACCUCAAUUCGUGGUGAAAUGGUGGCUUCAAACCAGCGAUGAGUAUACGAUCAGCCACCGGGGCCAGUAUUUGGGUAUCUACGCUGCACUGGCUGGCCUGUCCAUUGUCUCACUUGCUAUCGGCGCUUGGCAACUGACUGAGCGAAUGCUUGCCCGAGCCUCGACCCAUUUUCACAACACUCUCCUAAGCACCGUUCUGAAUGCCCCCCUGCGGCUGUUCUCAACGACUGAUGUUGGGACCAUCAUCAACCGCUUUGCGCAGGAUCUGCAAUUGGCGGAUAUGGAACUACCGCUGGCGCUGUUCAACACCACUGUCGAGCUGUUGCUGUGUGUGGCCCAGCUCGUCAUCAUCGCCGUGGCUUCGAAGUACAUCGGCAUCGCUCUGCCGGCCCUCCUGGGUGUCUUCUACCUUGUACAGAAGUUCUACCUCCGGACCGCCCGCCAGCUGCGCCUUCUUGACAUCGAAGCCAAAGCCCCCCUGUUCUCCCGCUUCCUCGAGGUGUUGUCCGGACUGGUGACCAUCCGCGCCUUCGGAUGGCAGGACGAGUUCGAGCGCCGCAACCGCCAGGCCUUUGAUAUCUCUCAGAAACCCUUUUACCUGCUGUUCUGUGUCCAGCGCUGGCUCAACCUCGUCCUGGAUCUGGUGGUAGCAGCCAUCGCCGUGAUCGUCGUGGCCAUCGCCGUGCGCACAAAGGGCAGCGUUGACGCGGGAUUCCUCGGCAUUGCGCUGGUCAAUAUCGUGCAGUUCAGCAUCAGUAUCAAGACAUUGCUGUCCAACUGGACGCAGCUGGAGAUAUCCAUCGGUGCAGUGGCGCGUAUUCGCUCCUUUGCCAAAGAUACCACCUCUGAGGAGGAGGGCCAUUUGCAGGAUGACGCGCUCCCAAGCGUUCCGCCGUCCUGGCCUGAAAAGGGUCAUAUCGAGUUUCGAAAUGUGACGGCCACAUAUGACGGCUCUACGCAGAUGGUGAUUAAGAAUUUGAAUCUCACUAUCCAACACGGCGAGAAAAUAGCUCUGUGUGGGAGGAGUGGAGGCGGAAAAUCGUCCCUGGUUUCAGCUCUAUUCCGCCUCCUGCAUGUCUCCCAGGGCACAAUCACUGUUGACGGAAUCGACAUCAGUACCAUCCCCCGCGAAACCUUAUAUACCCGCCUUGUCUGCGUCACACAGUCGCCGCACCUCCUAUCGGGCACAAUCCGAGAAAACAUCGACCCAUUCGGCACUGCCUCUGACCCAGCCAUCGAGCACGUCCUGAAGGAAGUCAAACUCUGGGACAGUGUGGAAUCACUGGGUGGCAUCGGCGUCUCCCUGACUGAUGAUCACUUCAGUGUGGGGCAGAAGCAGCUGUUGUGCCUGGCACGGGCCAUGGUUCGGGCCGGCUCGAUCCUCAUUCUCGACGAGGUGACUGCCAGCGUCGACUGGGAGACCGAUCAGCUGGUGCAGAAGAUCAUCCGUGAGCAUUUUGCAGAGAGGACAAUCAUCACCAUUGCGCAUCGGAUCACCACCAUCCUGGAUGCGGACCGGGUGGCUGUCAUCUCGGAGGGGGAGGUUAUUGAGUUGGCGCCGCCCAGCGAGUUGCUGGCGCGGGACCCUCCCAGUCUGUUUCGGGGGUUAUACAAUGCCAGCACUAUGAAUCUGGCCGCUAUUUAG